AUGGAUGACCAAGUGUCAGAUAAUGUUCGUGUAGUAGUGCGAUGUAGACCUUUGAGUGACGUCGAACGUCUGCAGAAUCAUGUGAAUAUCGUAUCAGUUGACUGUAAUACUAAUUCUGUUUCGAUCAUCAACCCAAAAAAUGUUGAAGUAAGCUUGUACCUACAAAGUCAACAUGUUUUUCAUGAACCUGCUCGUUUGUUCUACUUUGAUGCUGUGUUUGAUGAAGUCAGCGAUCAACUUAGUGUCUAUAACAUCGCUGCGAGGCCCAUUGUUGAUAAUGUCUUACAAGGAUAUAAUGCUUGCGUUUCUUCCUAUCAUUUAGGCACCAUUCUUGCAUAUGGACAAACUGGCACUGGGAAGACUUUUACAAUGUGUGGAAAAGAGAAUUCACCUGGAAUAAUUCCUAAUUCGUUUGCUCACAUUUUUGACUACAUAGCAAAAUGCCAACAAGAUAAAACAUUUCUCGUCCGAGUUUCUUAUUUGGAAGUUUACAGUGAGGAGAUACAUGAUUUGCUGUCCAAAACUCCAAGUCAUUGUCUUGAAAUUAAGGAACGACCAGAUAUUGGUGUUUAUGUGAAAGAUCUAUCAAGUAUCACUGUAUCAGGUGCAGAUCAUAUGGAACGGAUCAUGAAAUCAACUACUGCAACAAAGAUGAAUGCAGAUAGUUCACGUUCUCACACCCUUUUCUUGGUAACAGUUGAAUGCAGUGAAAAAAUUGGCAGUCAUUGCCAUAUCACUCAAGGAAAAUUACAGCUUGUUGACUUAGCUGGUAGUGAAAGACAGUCGAAAACUGGGGCUACAGGUAGUCAGCUAAAAGAAGCAGCUCGGAUUAAUUUGUCUCUCUCUUCACUUGGAAAUGUGAUUAGUGCAUUGGUUGAUUCCAAAACAACAUAUAUUCCUUAUCGAAAUUCUAAACUCACGCGAUUGCUUCAAGACUCACUGGGUGGAAAUUCUAAGACUAUUAUGUUCGCCAAUAUUGGUCCUGCUUCUUAUAACUACGAUGAGACAGUUUCUACUUUGCGAUAUGCUAAUCGGGCCAAAAGUAUACAGAAUAUCGCACGAAUUAAUGAAGAUCCAAAAGAUGCGCUUUUACGGAAAUUCCAACUUGAAAUUGAGUAUCUUAAACGGUUGUUGCAAGAUGAAGAAUCAAGUUGCAGCAGAGAGAAAGAGAUAAAGCAGUCAUGUCGACAUGAGCUCUGGAAGCAGCAAAAAAAGCGAUAUAAUGGUCAUAUUAAUAAACUGGAAAGGACUGUUGAAAUUAGAAGAAAUGAGUUGCAGAAACAAGCCGGAGUAGCUGAUGAAGAACGUGAAAUGUUAGUUGCUGAACUCCGAGCGAAAGAGGAAGAAUUGACUCGAGCACGUUAUAAUCAUGAUAAAUUACUGAUUAAACUCAGACAGAUUGAAACAAAGCUUAUUGUUGGUGGCGAUAAUAUGCUUGAAAAGGCUGAGAAACAUGCACGUUUACUAGAACAGAGUAACAUUGACUUGGAACGAGGACUUGCAAAUGAGUCUCAUUUGAAGCAAGCACUAGCAGAAAAGAAUCAGGAAAGGAUUGACUUGGAAGAAAAAUACAAUAAUCUAGCUGAAGAGGCACUAGGAAAGACAAGAAAAUUGAAAAAAGUGUGGAGUUUGCUGAAUGCUGCUAAAAGUGAGUUAGCAGAUCUGCAAAUGGAACACCAACGAGAAAUGGAAGGUCUUUUGGAUAGUGUUCGUCAACUUCGUAGCGAACUUCUUCUGCAACUUCUUGUUAUUGAAAAUUAUGUACCAGCUGAAUUCCUAGAACUCAUUGAACGUUUCGUAAUAUGGAAUGAAGAAGUUGGCGAUUGGCAGUUGAAAUGUAUUGCUUACACUGGGAACAAUAUGAGAGCUUGCAAUCUCCUACCUCAACUUCUUUAUAAGCCACAAGAUUCUCAGAUGAUGAACUUAUAUCUUUCUUAUCGAAAUGAAAUAGCUCAUAUCUCUACGGAUGAUACGUGUGCUCCAAAACUUCAUUUCAAAUGUAUCAAGCGUGAAAAAGAUGUUGCGCAUCUAAACGAAUAG
Messenger RNA from Thelazia callipaeda (thelaziosis nematode), 2040 nucleotides. NCBI's taxonomy places the organism in Eukaryota, Metazoa, Nematoda, Chromadorea, Rhabditida, Thelaziidae. The record is from the annotation of a GenBank genome assembly.